AUGGCUCCUAGGCCACUUUCAUCCUAUCCGCAAUCGGACAGGCCUGGCUUCCCUCCCGCUAGAGGCCCAUUGAGCGGCGGCCCUAAGAGCAUGCAAUGGGUACGGCCUGGAUUCAAUUCGAGCCGACCGUCGGUGCCAACCAAGCGCGAAUUCCCGGCUGAGGAUCGUGAACGACCAUUCGGUACUGCCCCUAAAGCCCCUCGACUCGAGCAUAGCGUCUCUGCUACACAGAUCCAGCGUAAUUCGCAAGCAAAAUCAGUAUCGCCAUCAUUUUCACGCAUUCAAACCGACAUCGAAAAACCGAGAGAACGUGCGGUAUCCGCAGAGCGUCCUGUAGUUCCCUCACCUAAACCUACUCCGAUCGAGACUAGGCGACACUCUGAUGUCGUCAUGGCAGAAGCGUCACCUCGAAUGGCCAAGCCACCCAUGUCGGCUGCGUCGUCCGCCCCGGAAGCUCUGCAAGACUCUGACGAUGAUCUUGAUCUUGACGAGGAUGACUUCGCUGAGUCUGAGGCGAAAUACAACCGAGAGCGAGCACGUCUAGAGGCCAAACGGGUCGAUCUGAGUGCUCCGCAUUUGCGCGCUACAACCCCCUUGCAGGAGAUUGUUCUGCUGUCAUGCCUCAAUGUCGAGCAUCUUCCUCAGACACAGCCAGAUGUGGUGUCCGUCGAAGAGACAAGCACACCCUUUCCCCAGGAGCAGGAAGAGUCACAUCUUUCACCUGUGCAAGCACGUCCUGUGGAACCAGCCACUACUCAACCCGCUCCAGAGAGUAUCACGGCAGAUCUACCGACACCUAAGGCGGAAGAGUCCGAGGAUGUCGAGAUGGAAGACAAAGAGGAGACUGAAGAGAGGUCGGCUGCGCCCGCAACGAUGGCGCUUCGCCUACGACGUGAGACCUCUGCAGAGCAGGAAACUUUACCCGACCUCAGUUCGUUGCCCUAUCUAGGCUCAGGCCCGCCAACGCCUCUAUCGGACAUUGGGCAAGACCGACCAAACCUAUCUGACGAUAUCAUGAACGCCAUUCGAAGCAAACUACGCAAGAGCAUCGAGCCUGAGCUUAACACUGAUCAGAUUCUCGAACGAUACGCAGCUACGUAUAGAGCGUGGCGUGUGUCCAUCCGUCCCUUGGACGAAGAGCGCGAUCAAGACGAUCAGGAUAGACAGCCGUCAGCCGAACCAACACUGAAGGCUGUCACUCCCGAUGUACAAAAUGCUGCAAUGACAGGGAUUCUGGAUGGGUCGCUCGCUCCUACAGGCCGGAGGAGCCACGCGAGUCGAUGGGCUACUGAGCUUGAUCUGGAAGCUGUCAUCAAAGAGUCUUUAAAGACUGCGGAAGAGGAAAAGCUAGGGAAGAAAGACAAAGAGCCACGCAAAGCCAUGGCUGAUCCGGAGAAGGAAGCCGAUCUACCAUUGGAACUUACCGAGGCAGAGGCUCAGCGUAGAAGAUUCAUCGACACUAACUUCCAACGCGAACCCGGUCAAGGAAUCUUUGUGUUUCACUAUGAGCCGCCAGAGGAUGACUUCACCCCCGAGGAACACAGGGUCAUGGUACAUAACUACAAGGAUCAAUACGCAAAGAAGUGGGGUAAGCUGGCCGAAGUUCUUUACAAAGAAGUUGGAACCGAACGUACCUACAAGGAUUGUAUCAAUCAUUACUACGCUACCAAAUGGGGCAGAGAAUACAAGGGUAAACUCCGCAAAGCUCGGGCUCCCAGGAAGCGUGGUGGAGCCGUUGGUCGUGGUCGUGGAGCUAUCGCCAACAUGGACCGGCCCGAAGGACCAGGAGAGGACGGUUUGCCCUUACCAGUCACUGAGACUGGGCGACCUCGACGCCAUGCGGCACCCAAAUUUGGCCCAACCGAAACUGAGUUCGACCCGAUCACAGGAAUGCCCAUACCAGGCCGAGCACGCAGGCAAACCGACGCCGACGACACGCAAGAAAAGGCCAUGCGGCGUGGAAAACCGGCGAAGGACAAGGUUGGCCGGAAGGCGAAGAAUACGCCACUCGCGGCCGUUCCUAUAGGCUCACCUGUCAAGGUCGAUCGUAAGGACAAGAACAUGGGAGUCAAGAUGGAGGACGACCUUGGCAAGCGGCCCAUGAAUGAUAUGCCCAUACCCAUGCCACUUAUCCCUAUGGAGGAUCAGAUGAUGCUGGCCGGUGAUUUGCAGCAGCUUUCUGGCCUGCCUGGCAGUCUUAUGGAUCGACCGAAGACACAGGCUGGUGCGAGACCUGGCCCGUCUAGCUACUGGUCCGUCUCCGAGUUACAAGACUUCGAUAAGAAUGUUGCACACUUUGGCACGGACUGGAUCGCAAUUGCAAACCAUAUGGGCACCAAGACGCACACUAUGAUCAAGAACCAGUAUCUGCGUCUUGUCGAAAGUGGCAAACUAGACUUGGAGCAGACAGCAAAAGAGGCAGAUGCUCGGAGGGAACGAGGUGAUGAUCUAGGUCCACCGCCAACACCGACUCCAGCACCUAAGAGACGAUACGAGAGCACACAAGCGGGACCUAUCCGCCCCAUCGCACCUACGCCUGAACAUGGGUCUCCGCCUCCGAACCCGCUUGUGCACCCCAAAUUAUCUCCUCCGCAUUCAACUCCUUCUUCGAGAUUCUCCACUAUCGCCCAAGCACCUGUGCAGAGCAAGCCCAUGGUGCCUCCGUCCGGAUAUUCUGCCCUACCAGAGACUAGCCUGGCGUCUGUACCCUCGAUACCACCACAGCAGUCGCCGCCCGCUCCCCCUCAGCGUGCACCACCGCAGCAUCAUCACCAACACUCCAUGUCGCAGCAUAAGUCGCAGCCGCAAGGGCCACGAGCUGGAUACUUUUCCGAAGACCUACCUCCACGUUUCGAGUCCCGGCCACCUUCACAACCUGCAGGCAACCAACAGGCACACCGGCCAUUGCAACAACAUGCGCCUCCACAGCCUCGCGUUCAAGAGCAACACCACUCGCCUCUCUAUCGUGGACUUCACUUUCAGGAGCGAGACGUUGCGGGUAGACCUGAAGUUCAGCAGGAGCAGGAGGCUCAGCGCCGGUUUCAUGAACACACACGUCGCAUCUCACAGGAGAUGUCACAGCAUAGACCUUUUGCUCCCGGUGGUGCACCGCCGAUCAUGCCGCCACUGCCGCCACGGUCGACCAUUCUUACACCGCCUGUCAAAGAAGAGCCUAGGAAUCCUCCUCCACAUCCUCAGCGCGGCCCACCACCUAUGCAAAACACACCUCCACCUGCAGUAACAAAGCCGGCUGUCGAACCACGCAAGUCUAACUUGAUGUCCUUGCUGAAUGACACCGAUCCUGAGGAGCCCAGACGCAAGAAGCCAAGCGAACAAGGUCCGCCAUCGCAUACCUCUACACCUCUGCAAUCAGCACCAAUCGCGCCUCCUCCUCCCACGACGCAAAGCUACUCGUCAUCGUCAAGACGUCCGCUCUACGAAGAUUCUAUGGCUGCUCAAUCUCCGUAUACCCGUCCAGCCUCGUAUGCUCAGCAGUCUUCACUUGCAAACGCAACGUCAAACAGGCCAAUCGACUUGACUGAGGACAAGCCAUCAUGGUGUCCCGCCACCUGGACCUAUGGGAAUGCGGCCAAGUCCGCACCUGUCGACAAGCCACAUAGCACAGCAGCAGAGGGACUCAUCCGGACGUAA
Messenger RNA from Alternaria arbusti, 3651 nucleotides. RefSeq lists its product as uncharacterized. Bases 1 to 3651 code for a protein of 1216 amino acids. Gene Ontology annotation, cellular component: Set3 complex. Gene Ontology annotation, biological process: regulation of transcription by RNA polymerase II. NCBI's taxonomy places the organism in Eukaryota, Fungi, Ascomycota, Dothideomycetes, Pleosporales, Pleosporaceae. The record is from RefSeq and is a predicted model, not a curated record. The transcript has 4 exons.